UGUUUUGACAGUUCGAAGGUGGUGUACGACAUUUGUGGUUCCUUUCACAUUUCUCGCCAGGAUUUCUCGAUCAUUUCCCGCGAUCUAUAAUUCCCAAUGCACUGGACAACUUUUUGAAGUUUUGUCCGAGAUCUCCGCAAUAACUACAGCGCAAUGUUGACAUCAUGGCGCCAAUGGUGUCGUCUGUGUGCGAAGGAGCACAGCUCCAUUGAUAUUUUCUUCAAGAAUGAAAACAAUUGUGACAUUGCCGACAUAAUAAGGAAAUUCUUCCAGUUGUCUAUCAGUCCGCUGGACGAGGCUCCCGUCACCAUUUGCUCGACAUGCUACCAGUUCCUUCUGUCCGUCGCCAGGUUCUCCGAGCGGAUAGCGAAAGUGGAGGCUAUGUACGCAUCUAUCGCGUACGAUGAGGUCAACUCCGUUGAUUAUUCAAGCCUCAAAUUCCAGUUCGGGCUGGUGAAAGAGGAACCGCACUCAAACUUCGUCAGCAGCAAGUGCGACCAAUCGACUGACACCACGGACCUGACUAUCGAAUUCCUGCCCACCGAGGUGUAUAAAAUCGAAGAACAACCUCUUGGCGAGUCCACACUCCAAUACCAGAAUGUGGACGAUGCCGUUAUCGAAGAGGUCGAGGAGAAAAUUGACCCGCUCGUGCAACAACUGUUCACAAUGGACCAACUGGAUAAUGUCGAUAAGGAAAGCAUCCCUGACUUAUGUACAGACUAUCUCGAGGACGAAGAAGACGACGAAGAUGAAAUCGAAGAGAAAGCAGAGGAAGAAGAUGUGCAAAAAUCAAAAAGAGACUCGGGUGAAUCCCCAAAAAAGAAAGGUCGCAAACGGAAAGAACCGCCGUUCCAAUGCAAUAAGUGUGACAAAGCCUUUCUCCAGAGGAAUGCACUCCGGUACCACAAAAGGGUUUCUCACUUUACCGGUGAGAAGAAAGAAUUCCAGUGUCAGCGCUGCGACAAGAAGUUCCCAACCCGCCGACGAGCCGAACAACACGAGAUAGUCCAUCUCGAGCCGGAUCAGAAACCUGCCUUUCCAUGUCCUCAUUGUGACAAGCAUUUCACGAAAACAACGAAUCUCCAGACGCAUAUUCGCACGAUUCACGUCGGCGAGCGACCGUUCAUCUGCGAGUCGUGUGGGAAGUCGUUUGCAACGAAAGGCGCCCUCAAGGAACACAACUAUACUCACAUGGACGAAACCCCCUUCCAAUGCUCGGCAUGCCCUAAGAAAUUCAAAACACUUGCAAGACUGAAAACACACGAGGACAUUCACACCGGGACCAUGUACGUCUGCCCGAACUGUGGCCUCAUUCUAAACACAAAACGCACCCUCCAAAUGCAUAUGGUCGUCCAUUCCGAUCAGAAGAAGCACAAAUGCACGAUUUGCAAUAGCGAAUUCAAGCGGGCGAAAGCUCUCAAGAACCAUCUGAUACUGCACAGCGGUCUGCGGCCGUACACGUGUCCGUUUUGUGAUAAAACCUUUGCAAAUGGCUCGAAUUGUCGUAGCCAUAAGAAGAAAGCACACCCACAGGAGCUGGCGGCCAUGGAAGCAGCGGGCGAGACGUGUCGUGCGACGAAUAUCCCGAAACUGGAACAACUAAAGGCCAGCUAACUUGAAAAGUUGGCGCGGCUUAUCGGAUCCUUUCAAUUAAUGCGAAUAGAAUUCAGUGAUAGUUGUAAAGUUGCUGGCAAUUGUAAAAUAAUUGUAAUUGAGGAAACUAUCCAAUUUGUUAAGGUUGUAACGUGCAAAAAGGGGGAGGACGUGGAUUUUUGUCCGUAAUUGAUAAUAAAAAACAGUAUUUUAAUUUAAA
Hermetia illucens (black soldier fly) is the source of this 1813-nucleotide messenger RNA. Its product is annotated as zinc finger protein 568-like. Gene Ontology annotation, cellular component: nucleus. The record is from RefSeq and is a predicted model, not a curated record. The transcript has 3 exons. Bases 154 to 1614 code for a protein of 486 amino acids. Gene Ontology annotation, molecular function: RNA polymerase II transcription regulatory region sequence-specific DNA binding; DNA-binding transcription factor activity, RNA polymerase II-specific; zinc ion binding. NCBI's taxonomy places the organism in Eukaryota, Metazoa, Arthropoda, Insecta, Diptera, Stratiomyidae. Gene Ontology annotation, biological process: regulation of transcription by RNA polymerase II.